Trematomus bernacchii (emerald rockcod) is the source of this 14081-nucleotide messenger RNA. It is a transcript of the gene spegb, whose product is annotated as striated muscle enriched protein kinase b. Gene Ontology annotation, molecular function: protein kinase activity; ATP binding; protein binding. NCBI's taxonomy places the organism in Eukaryota, Metazoa, Chordata, Actinopteri, Perciformes, Nototheniidae. The coding region runs from base 608 to 11371 and encodes 3587 amino acids. The record is from RefSeq and is a predicted model, not a curated record. Gene Ontology annotation, biological process: protein phosphorylation. The transcript is spliced from 41 exons.
GGGGGGUGCUGUGCAACUUGCUGGAUGGGACUUGAUGCUUGCAUUCAAACAGAAGACAAGCAAAAACAGAGUUCAAAGCUGCUGGGAAUUAAGAGAAAACUCGCUGAAGAAUCACCUUGUUCUGAGGAGAAAUGACACGCUGAUGGGAAAUGGUUUUAAAAGGCUGAAAAGUCAAAGAACAUCGGAAAAAGGAAGGCCGUCACUUCCAAGAGAAGAGUCAAGGCAAGGGAGCUGUUAAUGCAACAUGAUCCAGUGGGUCUUGCCCUAAAAAUACCUCAGGACAGAAGAGUGGCAGCAGUCUCUAUCUGCUUAAUUACUUGGUAAUCACUUAUUUAUUUUUCUUCUUUUGAAAACUGAGGUUAGAGAACAAAGAUUUGAAGAGAUAUGUUUCAAUAUAUUGUAAUUCGGUUUUCCAAGUAAAAGAAAGUUAUCUUACAUUUUAAAAUGUGAUCAUUUUGUUAACUAAGUUAUAUGUGAAGCCUUCUCAUAGACUCACUGUCCUCAAUUGAUUUUGGUUUAGAGUUCUAAAACAAAUUCUGAACAGGGACAGUAGCCCGAUAUACACAGUAAAAGAUUCCAUUGUAGGGUCUACCCAAUAAGUUCAACCAUGAGGAAAGCUGAGGUGCAAAUGACCCUGAAAAAGGGGGAAGAUAAAGCUGCUACACCCCCGAGCCCCAUCAUCCCACCAAAGCGGUCCAAAGCGGGCCCAGUGCAAGUUAUCCCGGACCCUCGAGGACUCGGCUAUCCCAACCAAACUCCACCUGUUUUUGCACGCAAAAUGAGGAACGCCGCUGUGGGGACGGGCUGCGACAUCCGUAUGAAGGUGACUGUGGCCGGAGACCCCCAGCCAUCCCUGUACUGGUACCACAAUGAUGAACUCCUCAACAUGGAGAACCAGGAGUACGGAGGCCUCUGGAUUAGGGAUUGCAAACCAAGUGAUGCAGGCCUCUACACCUGCAUCGCCAAUAAUCACGUGGGAGAGGCACGGAGCAGCGCUGUACUGGCUGUCCUGGAUCUGGGGGAAGAUUCUGAAACAACAGAGGAUGAAGGUGACCAAUACGAGACCAAAGAAGAUAGUUGGGAUGUUGAGGACCAGGCUGUGCAUAAAGUGAUGGACACAUGUGCAGAAGAUGACAGUAGAACACAUGGACAUGAGGAUCACUCUAACACAACCAGGAGCCAAUCAGAGCAUUUUUCAAGAGAAUCUCCCCCACAAGCCCUCCCACCCCCAUCGCCAAGACUCAUCAAACGUCCCUCCACCUCUCCAAUGCCAAGUCGCUCUGGUUCAACUACACCUGUCAACUUGCGGAAGAAAGCUACUUUGCCAACUGAUUACCAAGACACAGUUCCCGGGGAGUUUGAAGAAAAAGUCAAGCAACCAAGAUCUCUGUCUCAGAGUAACCCCCAUGAGUCACGAUCUCAGACUCCACUGAGCGAGUACUCCAGGAAAGAGUUUAAUCUCAGACCGUCCCCAAAGCUUACGAGGGCGAGCUCAAAGGUUUUUGAGAAGGUCCGUGGUUUAGAAGAGCGGAGAAGAAGCCUUGAUAUUCCAGAGGGUUCGAUCUCUGCAGGAUCCUGGGCAGGCUUCAAUCGCGCGGGAUCUGUAGAUUCAGAUGAUGGGGGAAGUCGAUUGGGUAUCUCUAGAGAAAGUUCAAGGGAAGAUCUGAGGGAGGCUUUGAAAGAGGAUGCCGCUGAGCGGAGAUCUAUGUUUAGACAGAGAGCUGCUUCCCUCGAGGACAAACCUCGCAUCACCCAAAAAGUUCAAGACAUUGAGAACAAGUUCACUGAGGAGCUCCAGCGCAUUAAGAAACUAGUAGGUAGACCUCAUAUGAAGAAGUCGUUUUCAACUGAACAGCUCACCCUAAAGAGCAAACAGCGCCAGCCGUUCAGGAAAAUCGAACCUAUUCCACCACAAGUCCUUCAGAAGCUCCAAGAAAGGGAGCGUGCCCAGUGGGCAAAGGAACAGAAAGAGAAGGAACACAGUUCUCAACCAAUUCAGCAACAACAAAAGAUAGCAAGAACAGGUUCAACUUCUGUAACCAUCAGUAGAUUUGGAGAAGUUGCAGGCACCCCAGAGUCCAUGCAGUUAUCUGACUUACCAGGACAACGAUCAGUCAGAGAAUUAAGUAGAGUCAGUCCAGUAACGGAAAUAGUUCAGAGAUCAUCGUCACCAUCAUUAUAUCAUCAACAAAGGGCAGAGUCGCCGUUUCGCAAGGUUGAACGAAGGCCACCUAGUCCACUCGUACAAAGAGUAUCUCGAUUGCAAGAAUCCCCGCUCUUCCAAGAAUCUCUCGGGUCUCAAAAAGAUGAGACUUCAGGGAGAAAGACGCCAAUUGAGGUCGCAUUGAGAAGAAUUGACAACAGACCUGAAAGCCCACUGGUGCAAAAAAUAGUCGACAUUGUGGAAGAGCUCUCUCCUCAACCUCCUUUGAAACCCCCGAGGAUGUCCCCAGUUACUCCAACGGAGAACAGAAUGGAAGUGGAUCCAGCUAAAACUGCCAUAAAGAUGCGAAUCCCCGCCAUUAUUGUUGAAGAUGAAAAGAUGGAGGUGGAUGUUCCUGUGAAGACAAGUGAGCCUCAGCAGAUCACUGCUAGUGGCAAAGAGGGACGACAGAAGAAGACCAAAGGGAAGAACCGUCGCACUCGACCCUUGUCUCCAGAGUUAGACUCUUCAGAUGAUUCUUACGUGUCUGCUGAAGAAGACCCAAUGGAGGCCCCCGUAUUUGAGUUUCCCCUGCAGGACACUGUAGCAUCUGCUGGUGCAGAUGUGCUAUUAAGAUGCAUCAUUGCUGGCACCCCAAUUCCUGAAGUUACCUGGACGAAAGAGAAUACGGAAAUCACCGGCAUUGCAAAUUACAUGGUAAAAGUGGAGGGGGAAAGACAUACUCUGCUCAUCAAAUCAGCUCAAAUGAGUGAUGGUGGGAAGUACUGUGUGACUGCUGUUAAUCAGACGGGCAGAGCGACCAGCAGCGCCGUCCUUCUAAUCAAAGCAGAGUCUGCACAGGAGCCAAGGGGCAACCUGGGCUUGCCUCGGGAUAUCAGCAGCCCUAUCACAUCUGAUGAGGAGUAUCUCAGUCCCCUGGAGGAAGGCAUGGAUUUUGGAGGGCCAGAGCUCAGGAAAACUAUUGACACACGAUUCAGGAAACCCCCUGCAUUCCUGGUAACGAUGAGUGAUCAAGCUGUCAUUGAAGGACAGGAAGUCACCAUGUCUGUCCGAAUGAGUGGACAACCCAAACCCAUGCUCUAUUGGCUGAGGGACAGAGUCACAGUAAAAACAGGCCCACGCCACAUUGUACGAGAGACAGAAGACGGCAAUUUCGAGAUGACCAUCAAGUCGGCUGUGAAAUCGGACUCUGGGAUUUACACCUGUAAGAUCAUUAAUGAGUAUGGGACGAAGCAGUGUGAAGGAAGGCUCGAGGUAAAAGCUCCACCAGUUGAGCCAGGCUUGGCUGUCAUCCGCCCGGUCAGAGACAUCACUGCCAAGGCCGGGGAGACGGUUCUGUUCGAGUGUCAUGUCAUCGGACCCAAGGACACUGACGUGGACUGGCUCUCCGACGGGAAACUGAUCCAGCCCGCAUUGCUCAACUGUAAGAUGCACUUUGAUGGAAGAAAGUGCCGGCUGCUGCUCAACUCCGUACACGAGGACGACAGCGGCACAUACAUGUGCAAACUCAGCACCGCUAAAGAGGAAGUGACUUCAUGUGGCAAACUCAAAGUCAUCCCUUCGAUUGAGCCUCUCUUCACCCGUAAGCUGGACGUUCUGGAAGUGAUUGAGGGGCGUAACGCUCGAUUUGACUGCAAAGUCAGCGGGACGCCGCCUCCUAAGGUCAUCUGGAGCCACUUUGACCAUCCGCUGACAGAGAGUGAAGACGUUAGAAUUCUUCAGGAAGGCGGUCGCCACUCUCUGUUCAUUUCUCAUGUGACCAAUGAGGAUGAGGGUUUUUACACCGUCAUAGCCCGUAACAACCUCGGAGAGGCAGAGAGCUCAGCCGAACUUUACAUACAAGAACCGCGGCCCGCUAUCUCCUCACAGAUGGCUAAACUGGAGAAGAUGCCAUCGAUCCCGGAGGAGCCCGAGGUCCCAGAGAAUGAGGUGGAGCGUUUCACGAUGCCAGACUUCAUCAAACCGCUUUACGACCUGGAUGUGAUCGAGGGGAAGGAGGCGGUGCUGAAAUGUAAAGUGGCUGGUUUGCCGUACCCCACCAUCGUCUGGUUUCACAACGGCAAACGGAUUGAGAGCACCGAGGACAGAAAGAUGACACAGUUUCGUGACGUCCACAGCCUGGUCAUCCGCUCCGUGUGCCACGCCCACGGCGGAGUCUACAAGAGUGUCAUCUCUAACAAAGUCGGCAAGGCCACCUGCUACGCUCAUCUCUAUGUCACAGAUAUACUCCCUGACCCUCCGGAUGGCACCCCAGUGAUCGAGUCCAUCACCGGGAAAACCAUCACCUUAAGCUGGAAGAAACCAAGGAGGCUGGACCCUUCCAUCGAUCCCAUCUCCCUGAUGUAUGCCAUCCAACAGCAAGCCCUGGGCUCCAUCCAGUGGACCAUCAUAGCUUCUGGCCUGAAGGAGACCACCUACAUCCUUAGCACCCUCUCCAAAGGGGUGCGCUACGCCUUCAGGGUCCUGACCAUCACCUCCAAAGCCUUCAGCAAGCCCUCCCCCAGCACCGACUCAGUGCAGCUCCUGGACCGAGGCCCCUAUCUCCAGGAGGCUCCAGUGAUCAUUGAUAAGCCAGACAUUGUGUAUGUGAUGGAAAAUCAGUCGGUCGCCAUCACUGUGACCCUCAAUCAUGUCAACGCUGCCGUCCUCUGGAAGAGGAGGGGAGCGGUCCUCUCCAGCAAGCCAGGCCUGUACGAGAUGACCAUGCCAGAUGAUGACCAGCAAACGCUGAAGCUGCUUAAAGUGAAGAGUGCUGACAUCGGAGAGAUGAUGUUCGUGGCCUCCAACGACUUCGGCAGUGAGAGCUGCACCUUCAACGUGGAGCUGGCAGCUCCACCAACAUUUGAAACAAUCAUGGAGGACUUGGAGGUUUGUGCCGGGGAGACUCCGCGCUUUGCUGUGGUUGUGGAGGGCAAACCCGUUCCUGACAUCCUCUGGCUCAAGAAUGAUAUCCUGCUGUCGGAGAGUUGUCAUUACACAUUUGUGUACGAUGAUAAUGAGUGUUCCCUGGUGGUCCUGAACGCUCGCCCUGAAGACUCCGGGGUUUACACCUGCACCGCCAGGAACUUGGCGGGAUCUGUGUCCUGUAAGGCCGAACUCACAAUACAUGAAGCUACACAUAAACAGGAGCCAAAGGAUGACGAGGAGACGAUUCGAAGGAAAAUGCGCAGACUGACAGAUAACUAUGACAUUCACAAGGAAAUUGGAAGAGGUGCCUUUUCCUACGUGAAACGCGUGACCCAGAAGGUUGGCAAGAUGGAGUAUGCUGCAAAGUUUAUCUCCACACGGGCCAAGAAGAAGGAGUCUGCUCGGAGAGAGAUGAACCUGCUUUCCAAGCUGGACCACGAGAGAGUCCUUUACUUUCAGGACGCCUUUGAGAACAAGAAUGCAGUCAUUAUCAUCACUGAACUAUGCCAUGAGGAGAUUCUUGACAGAUUCACAAGGAAAUCUAUUGUAAUGGAGUCUGAUGUACGCUCAUGUAUAAGACAAAUGCUCGAGGGCAUGGAUUACCUUCAUCAUCAGAACAUUAUACACCUGGACAUUAAGCCUGAUAACAUCCUCAUGGCAGACUCCCAAAGCGAUCAGAUCCGAAUUUGUGACUUUGGCAACGCACUGCAGGUCACACCCGACGAGGCUCAAUACUGCAAAUAUGGCACACCAGAAUUUGUUGCGCCAGAAAUUGUCAGUCAGACGCCUGUGUCAAAAGCAACAGACAUCUGGUCAAUUGGAGUAAUUGCAUACCUGUUUCUGACAGGAGUUUCUCCAUUUGCUGGAGAGAAUGAUCGCAGCUCCGUGCUGAACAUCAGGAACUAUAACGUGGCUUUCGAGGAGAGCAUGUUUGCUGACCUUUGCCGAGAGGCUAAAGGCUUCAUCAUAAAGCUGCUGGUAGCAGACAGGCUGAGACCUGAUACUCAAGGAUGUCUCAGACACCCCUGGUUCAAGAUACUUAGCAAGGGGAAGGCCAUAAGUACAGAGGCCCUGAGGAAGUUUGUAUCUCGGAGAAAAUGGCAGCGUUCACUCAUCAGCUAUAAAUCAAAAAUGGUCAUGAGGUCCAUACCUGAGCUGCUGAAUGAUUCCUCCAGCCAUAUCUCCAUUGCAGUCCCCAGGAACCUCAAAGAAAGUUCACCUAUGCCAUCGUCAUCUUCAGAUUCUAAUGAAGACAUUGAUGAACUGCCAUUUAUUCCAAUGCCUCUUAACAUGGAAUUUUCUGGAUCAAGGAUGUCGCUGAAUGACAUCCAAACCAAUGAGCAAGAAACAGGGAAGCAGGAUGGUACGAGUAAGUUGUCUGGGUCUCCUGUUCAAGGCCAGGAAGCAAUGGAGUGUGACACUAAGGAAAUGGAUAAAGAAGGGGUUGAAAUAACAGGUAAAGGUCGCCUGCGUAAAAGGUCGCCAAAAGACAAUGAUAAAGGUUCCUCAGAUGAAGAAUCACCCGCUGAAUUGCCACAAAAGUCACAGGUGACUAGAAAACCCCUACGCAGGGGUUCGAGUAUGGACUCUGACAAACCAGACAAACCAGAAGGUGGACGACGAAGAGGAGAGCUAAGACGUGGAGGCUCUGCCGACAGUGCAUUGCUGCUAAAAAUUACACCAGAGGAAGGAACUGGAGAAGGAAUCCAAGAGGAUGGAAGGAGAGUUCUCAAGAAAGCCGUCUCUAUGGAGCUACCAAGGAGGAGCACCAGUCCAGGAACUGCCAAUAUGAGUCAAGAAGACUACGCUCUUAAACUGGAGAUGAUGAGACAGCGGCUGCUUCGUGGAGGCUCUGUAGACAAAAAGAUGAGUGGACUAAGAGGACCUCUAUUGGAAACAUUAGGAUCUUCAGAUCGCUACUCUCGUACUGCACGUUUGGGCCCACCCCCGCUAAUUAGAGCUUCAUCCAGCGAUUCUGCAAUGGAGGAUGAUCCAAAACCAAAAAUGUUACGCAAAACUGCUUCUUUCAGUCAGGGUGAUUCAGAACCCAUAGCUCUACACCGCCGGUUGGGAGCUCCCUUGGAGAUUCCCUUGGCACAGGUGGAAGAGAGAAGGCUUAAGGAGGCUAUAUCUAUGUCAUCUCUCACUGAGCAAAUCAAGCUAGACUCCCGUCCAGUGACUCCCAGGGAUCCUUCGCCAAAACCGCCAACACCAGAGUCUGUUAUGCAGGAAAGUCCAAUCAAAGCGGAAAGCGAAGAAUCUUUCAUGGAGAAGGAGAUAAAGCCUGAUGACAACAUGAAUGAAAAGAUGGAAGGGAUGACCACAGAUAGUAAUUUUGAUGAGAGAUCGAGCACUAGUGGUUUCUCAGAGAAGGACAUGAGCAUAUCAGAAGAAACAAUGACUGAAUCAGAGUACACGGGCCAGAUAAUUGCUACACCACCUGUUGCGGUUGAAAGCUCUACACUAGAAGAGAAAAUGGAAGAACAAGUAGUGAGAGAAGAUGUGCAAGAAGAAAAAGAAGAGAUGAUGAAAGAAGAAGAAAUAAUUGUCAGUACUGUCAAAGGAAAUGUUGAAGGAGAAAAUAUGCCUGCUCAAUCUUCUGAUAUGAUCAUAAUCACAAGCUCAGUUAUGGUGAGACCAACACAGGAAUAUUCCCAUCCAUCAGCAAUGGUUCUGCCUACUUAUGUUACAUCCUCUGUUCCUGUAGUAACUCUUCCAGAUGGAAGGACUUCAGCAUAUGCAAGCAUUAUGCAGACCAUCAUGGUCCCUGCAGUUCAGCCUUUAAAUGACCAACCUUUAAGCCCCUCUACACCUGUUGUGGUUCCAGCCAUUAUGUCACCCUCAGUAUCAAGUGUACCCACAUAUUCACCAGCCAGCAUGUCCUCUGCUUUACCUGGUCAACCAAAGCUAACCAUCAUAUCAACCACUGAGCACCCUGCUGUAUUCUCCAGGGUAGCGUCACCAGAAAUGAUGACAAAAGAACCCACUCCACCAAGGACUACCACACAUUCCUCAUCCCAACAAGAGACCCCAGCAGGAGUUGACUUUAAGGACAUAUCCUCUGAAGAGGUCUUUGAGGCCCGCUUCAAAAAACGUGAGUCUUCCCUGUCAAGAAGUCUAAAGUUUCUGUCACGGUCAAAGCAUGAGGACAAAUCACAAGCGAUAUCAUCGGACUCCGCAGAGUCAGGCGAAGAGAUAUAUAGACCUGGGCCGAUUGGUGCACCUUUGGAAUUAGCACCGAGGAGACUUGAGGAGAAGUGUAAGUCAGUCCAGGACCUUCGUGAAGCUCAAAAGGACCAAGGCUUUAUGAAAAGGCUCUCUAUGCGCCUGAAGAGAGCGCCGUCAGCUGAACGCAAGGAGGAAGCGACCAAAGAAGAAGAUUCUUCAAGACGUAGGCUUUCUUGGACUAUCGGCAGAAGGGGGUCACAGGAAAAGAAGGAAGUGGAGAUGGCGCACAAAGAUAGUGACGGUAAUGUGUUGUCGGAACAAGAUGAUAAGGAGCUCAAGAAACCUAAUGAAUCACCGGUCCUGGCGAUGCGCAGAAAGAUUGAAUCGACGGUGGCUGGGAUCUCCACAAGAAUUCGAAGCUUCUCAGAGGAAAGGAGAGCAUCAGAGGACAAGGACCCCAAGAGGACGCCCAUUUUUUCCAUGCUUCGUCGUGCAACAUCAGAAAGCCGAGCUCCGAAAGUUGCCAGUGUUCCUCAGAACCAGCUGGCAGCUCAGGCCAGUAAUGGAGCAUCUUCAGAGUCUCUAGACUCUAUGGCCAGCCUGAAGUCAGAAACAAAGGCUGCAGAGGGUGAGCGCAGAUCACGAUGGGAUCGUUGGGGCCUGACCAGAGGAAGGCGUGACAAGACGGUAUCACAGCCCGACAUACCAACAGCAAUUUCCAGAGAAAAUAGUUCCCUACGUUCACGCCAGUACUCCAAACUGGCUUCCGAUUUCCCUCCAGUAUUCCACAUUAAGCUUAGAGACCAUGUCCUGCUGGAAGGAGAUCCAGUCACACUCAGCUGUCUGCCAGCUGGCAGCCCCCACCCACACAUCCACUGGAUGAAAGAUAAGAAGCCCCUGGAGAUUGACGCCAGGAUGAACCUGAUCGCCUGCCCUGAUGGCCGACAGCUACUGAUGAUCAUGCAGACCACCAAAAAGGAUGCAGGGGUCUAUGAAUGUGUUGCUACGAACCCCCUGGCCGCAGUGUCCAGCUCUUGCACAAUAUCUCUUGCUCGUCUGCCCAACCGUCCCGGGACCCCUGAAAUACCUCAGAAGUACAACAAUACAGCUCUGGUACUGUGGAGGCCCUCAGACACAAUGGCCCCCUGCACAUAUUCUCUGGAGAGAAAAGCAGAGAGUGAGACCAACUGGCUGAUCGUGGCUACAGGGGUGGCAGACUGUUAUUUCAAUGUGUCUGACCUGCCAGCAGGGGGCGCCUUCAGGUUCAGGGUGGCAUGUGUAAACAAAGCUGGACAGGGCCCUUACAGCAACCUCUCAGAGAUAGUAAGCCUGGAUGCUUCAGAACCAGCUAAGUCCAGUGCUACUGUUGUGGUGAAGACUGUCCCAUCAACGACUCCUCCUGCCCCUGUGGUGAUGAUGUCAUCUAUGAAAGUGCCUCCCAUCAAACCUGCUUCCAAUAAAUCCUCCCCGGUAACACCUGCCCCUCCCUCGACUUCAGCUCCCGCUCCAUCUGUGGCUCAAUCUGCCUCUACAGUAACCACUGUGAAGGUUGCUGCUGUUACUCCGCCCGUUAGCACAGCUCCGACCACCACAGCUCCGACCACCACAGCUCCGACCACCACAGCUCCGACCACCACAGCUCCGACCACCACAGCUGCUCCAGUCAAAGCCAAGAGCACCCUGAGUAUCAGCAUGAGCAAGCCCCAGACCAAACUGGCUCCUCCCCCUGUUGUCCCACCCAAACCUCAAAGUCCUGUGCCCCCCUCAACCAGGAAAACACCUUCUCCUCUACCACCACCUGCACCUGCCAUAGGGAAACCUAUUUCUUCCAUUCCAAUGUAUGCGCCGGCUGUGACCGCGUGUGUUACUGCACCUUCACAAUCUAGUUCCACCCCGGCAACCAUCACCCUUACUGUUACCCCUGUGACCGUCUCACCUCAUGUGACCGUCUCACCAUCCGUGACCAUCUCCCCGCCCGUAGUGGUGGUGCAGAGCUUGACACCACUAGUGCAGGGAGGGGACAACCGAGGUACCCCAUCAGGACGAGUCACACCAUCAGGACGAGUCACACCAUCAGGACGGGCAACACCUUCGGGCCGCAGGACGCCGUUGGGACGGCCCGGAGAGGGAUCCCUGCGCCAGGGAGUCCCACAGAAGCCUUACACCUUCAUGGAUGAGAAAGCAAGGGGUCGGUUUGGUGUGAUCCGUGAGUGCCGGGAGAACGCCACAGGAAACCUCUUCAUGGCUAAGAUCGUUCCAUACGAGGCGGACAACAAGCAGACGGUGCUGCAGGAAUACGACAUCCUCAAAUCCCUUCACCAUGACAGGAUCAUGGCUCUGCACGAAGCUUACGUCACACCGCGCUACCUGGUGCUCAUCUCCGAGUACUGCAGCGGGAAGGAGCUGCUCUUCAGCCUCAUAGACAGGUUCCGUUACUCGGAGGAUGACGUGGUCACCUACAUCGUACAGAUCCUCCAGGGUCUGGAUUACCUCCACACACGACGCAUCCUCCACCUGGACAUCAAGCCGGAGAACAUCAUCAUCACCUACAUGAAUGUCAUCAAGAUCAUCGACUUCGGCAGCUCUCAGAAUUACAACCCGCUCUUCCUCAAGCAGUUCAGCCCUCCUAUUGGAACACUGGAGUAUAUGUCUCCGGAGAUGUUGAAGGGGGACGUGGUGGGUCCUCCAGCUGACAUCUGGAGCGUGGGCGUGCUGACCUUCAUCAUGUUGAGCGGCAAGUCGCCUUUCAUUGAAAUUGAGCCUCAGGAGACUGAAGCCAGGAUCCAGGCGGCGAAGUUUGACCUGUCUAAACUCUACCAGAAUGUGUCCCAAAGUGCCUCUCUGUUUCUUAAAAAGAUCCUCUGUAGCUACCCCUGGGCCCGUCCCUCCAUUAAGGACUGCUUCAAUAACUCCUGGCUCCAAGACGCGUACCUGAUGCGGCUCCGCAGGCAGACCCUCACCUUCACCACCACCCGCCUCAAGGAAUUCUUGGCCGACCAGCAGCGCAGGCGAGAGCAGGUCGCCACCAAGCACAAAGUCCUCCUGCGGUCCUACCAAAGCUCGCCACAUACCCCCACCAGCCCCGCCACGCCAAAUGUGCCAACCACACCCACCACAACUGUCACCCAGUGAACACAGGCUUCCAACACGGAAUGUCAGGAGGGGAUGGGGGGCAUCCUUAGAGCGACACAAGACUUUGGGCCGCGGGAUGGGAUGGUCCCUUCAGGAUGGAGUCGUUGAACUUGAAAAUAAAACUCAAGAAACCAGCAGUGGCAGCAGAGACGCACUUAAGGGAACUCUUAUAAAGUCACAUGAGCCUGACUGUAUUUUUAUAUGGUGGACCUUGUUCACACAAGGCAGGAUGUUGUCUUCAAGUUAGUACCUCAAGGUUUGUAACAUUUUGGAUAAACCCUUUCUUACCGUCAACCUUGCUAGAGGGAAUGCAUAUUGGUACAUAGACCCACCGUGGAAGGCCUGAAAGAGUGGAAAUAGAAGUUUGAGGUUUUACUUAAGUUACGUUUUUCACCACUUUCCAAAAUAAUGAAGCACAAUUUCAAAGCCUGGAGUGCUAAAACAAUUGAUGCCUUGUUUCCCUUUACUCUUAGUUUCAUAUUCAAAUGUUUCCCAACCAGGGGUUCAUUCUAUGAUGGCUAAUUCUACGCCCACGAUUAAUCACUAAAGCAGUGUUAUCUGUGCUACAGUACCUACGUUUUUAUACUGCUGUAGCAUCUUGAAGAUUGUAGCAUGUCCGGUUACUUUUUAAAUUCAGAGGACAUAUGAGAAGAUUUUUUACAAGGGCUAUUAGAAAAAUGACUCUUACUAUCAGCACAAAACACUUCCCCUUAUGUUAUUUAUUCGAUCAUUGAAAAUCUGAUUUUUGUUUUGCAAUUUGUAAUAAGACCUUCAUUUUGGCAAAUUAGCUUCCAGUUUAGCUAAGUUCUUCCACUUAUCCCAGUUGAAAGAAUCUGCAGUGAUAAGCUAUAUUUAUCCCAUCUCUGAGUUUACUAAUAUGAAGUUUACAAGUUUGCUGAGUCAGUCAGCUAGUGUAUUUGUAGACUGUGCAUACAGCACUUUGCCUACUAUCCAAGAUCAUUGUCAUAAUUAAUUAUUCAGGGGGGUUAGUUGUAAAGUGAAUCACUUUAGAAGCCCACUGGUGAUACUGGGGUUCCUCCAAGUGCCCUUAACCAGUUAGCAUAAAAAAUAGCCUCUCCAAUUCAUUGAGAAAGACAGUUUAUAAAGACACAAGCAAGCGGUUUAGUUCUUUUUUUAGCUGUAAUAUUCAAUUGCUAACAGCUACCGCUUUUAAAAAAAGGUUUGAUUUAAUUAGAUUUUAUAAAUGGCCAAAUCUUGUAUAAAUAAAGUUAGGUAAGAUUGAAAAUGGUGAUAAUCCAAUUAAAAAAUAUAAUGUAAUUGUUAUUCCCUAAAUGAAGCGUCAUACACCUUGUUUACGAGGCCAUCCAAUUGACCAAACACAGUGGUCCACACAUAAAUAUCAAUACAUGCAGCUCUAGGAAAUAUCAUUAUUAUAUGUAAGAGACACCUACUCUUAUCCCACACUCUUUAUAUGGGAUAUUUUGAGGAAUUUACCUUCAAAUAAAUAUUGUUAAAAAAACGUGUCAUCUUCAAGAGGAUAGAAAUGAGAGAUUUACUUUUUAACAGUUGCAGAAUGGUUAAAUAUUAUAUAUAUAUAUCUCUUUGCCCCUUAUAGCAUAAAACUUGACCUCUAAGUUUGAAGAUUAUAAUCAAACGCAUACUGAUAUUGGCUCUUUGGUUGGAUUGAAAGUAGAAUAUGACUCUGCGGCAUAUGGUGUUUAAUGUCUGUUCCAAAAACAAUUGUGUGAAUGCCUAAUAUCCACUUUUGUUCUGGAAUUCUAUCCUCUGGCGUCGGUACCAGCACAUCUGCUAUAACUUUUUUUUCAUGAAUCAGUGAUAUUUUCUCUGGUCAUCAAACGGCUAAAUUGUAUUGUUUCUUUCAUGUUGCUUUGCCUUGUGAGGGUAAACUCAGUUUUAAAACCAGCAUGUGAAACUUUUGCACAAAUGUCAGAUUUCUGAUCACUUUGUGUUUAUAUAAGGUACAGAUUUGCACACUAAACAUGACUUAAUUUCCGUGACAUAUGACUAUACAAAAGAAGGUAAAAAGGACUUUCACAACAACACUACAUAAAACUGCUUCAUACAUCCAGCUUAAUCAAGAUAUGUUUGAAUCUGUGCAUUGACUAAAAGAAUGUUUGUAAUUCUAUGAAAUGAUUUAGCUAGUUCUAUAUAUUCUAAGGUACGGAAGAUGAUUAGUGCCACAUGUGACAUGCCUCAUCCUCUUCUGUAUGCUAUUGCAAGAUAAAUACUGCCCUUCUCUGCAACUCUUUUUUCAUUUUCCUAUAUGCAAAGUAAUGUUUUAAAGCUAAAUGAAAACAUGCACGAUCAGCAUGAGAGUGCAAUUUUGCAUUCAAUUCUCAACGUCAAUAUAACACAUGUGCAAUGUAUUACGUUAUUUAAUCAUAUACAAAUUGCAACUAUUUAUAAGCAGACAACAGGGUUUAGAAUUUUUUUUUUUAAUGCUCCACAUUUUGUAAUACAAUGCCGUAUUUUGUGGAAUGUGUUGCAGUGCCUCCUUAUGGAUAUUAGACCCACAGAGAAAAUAGAUUUGUUACAUGAAUGACAAGUUCUUUAUUUGGAUUAUAUGAAUGUGACUGCUUCGUGUGUGUUUCGCAAUUUGUUCAUUUAUUGAGUGACUGUGUUUGUUAAAGCUGCUGCUUUUUAUUUUGUGAUCCUUCUGAAUCUGGCAUGGAAAAAAGGCAUGACAGCUCUUAUGGCUAUGAACAAUAAAGGAAAUGUGACAAAAAUA